Molecule: messenger RNA, 7910 nt
Organism: Myxocyprinus asiaticus (Chinese sucker)
Lineage: Eukaryota; Metazoa; Chordata; Actinopteri; Cypriniformes; Catostomidae
Product: microtubule-associated serine/threonine-protein kinase 1-like
Exons: 27
Coding region: 75-5072 (1665 amino acids)
Biological process (GO): intracellular signal transduction; peptidyl-serine phosphorylation
Molecular function (GO): protein binding; ATP binding; protein serine/threonine kinase activity
Source: RefSeq, a predicted model, not a curated record
UGACACGCGACCGUCGCGUCUCCUCCGGUAAUCCGGUCACAUCGAGCGGACAGCAGCAUCGGUAGCAUCACAUCAUGGAUGAUUCAGGAAUAAUCAGACGCAGACGGCUGCAGAAGGAUCUUCCUCUGCCCCGUAAGAACAGCAGUUGCCGCGGUAACAGGAAGAGUCUGAUUCUGACCUCCACCUCCCCGACUCUGCCACGCCCACAUUCCCCAUUACCGGGACACAUCGGAAGUAGUCCUCUGGACAGCCCUCGCAAUUUCUCUCCCAGCACACCAGCUCAUUUCUCUUUUGCUUCCUCGAGACGGGAUGGCCGUCGUUGGUCACUGGCGUCUCUUCCGUCCUCUGGGUAUGGAACCAAUACACCCAGUUCAACGUCUUCCAGUUCCUCACAGGAGCGAUUGCACCAGUUGCCGUCUCAGCCGACCAUGGAUGAGCUGCACUUCCUGUCGAAACACUUCGGCAGCACAGAGAGCAUCACUGAUGAUGACGGGGGACGCUGUUCACCCCACAUAAGACCACGCUCACGCAGCCUCAGUCCGGGUCGCUCUCACUCCUGUUACGACAAUGAAAUCGUCAUGAUGAAUCAUGUGUACAGAGAACGAUUCCCCAAGGCCACAACGCAGAUGGAGGGCCGGCUGUGUGAUUUCAUCCAGUCGUAUUGUCCUGAAAGUGUUCUGCCGUUAGCUGACGGGAUCCUGAGCUUCAUUCAUCAUCAGAUCAUCGAGCUGUCCAGAGACUGUCUGACCAAAUCUGGAGAAGGUCUCAACACGUCUGUUUACUUCUAUGAGCUGCAGGAGAACCUGGAGAAACUGCUGGAUGAUGCAUAUAAGCGAUCAGAGAGUUCAGAGUUGACCUUCGUCACAGAAUUGGUGAAGAAACUCCUCUUCAUCAUCGCUCGACCUGCCCGACUUCUGGAGUGUCUGGAGUUUAAUCCUGAAGAGUUUUAUCAUCUGCUGGAGGCGGCUGAAGAUCACGCUAAAGAAGGUCACCUGAUGAAGACAGACAUCCCACGGUACAUCAUCAGUCAGCUGGGACUCACACAUGACCCUUUGGAGGAGCUGGUCAGUCGUGAACAUUACGACAGUGAGGGUCCUCUUACACCAGAGACGGAUGAUUCUGCAGAGGGUAAAUUGAAACCCAUGAAGCCUCCAGAAGAGAGUGAUUUCCAGACCAUCAAGCUGAUCAGUAAUGGAGCCUACGGUGCGGUGUAUUUGGUUCGUCACCUGGAGUCUCGACAGCGUUUCGCCAUGAAGAAAAUCAACAAACAAAACCUGAUUCUGAGGAACCAGAUCCAGCAGGCGUUUGUGGAGCGAGACAUUCUGACGUUCGCUGAGAACCCGUUUGUGGUCAGCAUGUUCUGCUCGUUUGAGACCAGACGACACCUUUGUAUGGUGCUGGAGUAUGUUGAGGGAGGUGACUGUGCGACGUUGCUAAAGAGUAUCGGAGCUUUGCCAGUGGAGAUGGCACGAAUGUACUUCGCCGAAACCGUCCUGGCGCUCGAGUACAUCCACAACUACGGCAUUGUGCACAGAGACCUCAAACCUGACAAUCUGCUGAUCACGUCGAUGGGUCACAUUAAACUCACUGAUUUCGGUUUGUCUAAAAUGGGUCUCAUGAGUUUGACCACAAACCUGUAUGAGGGACACAUCGAGAAAGACACCAGAGAGUUCCUGGACAAACAGGUUUGUGGUACCCCAGAGUACAUCGCCCCUGAGGUGAUUCUGCGUCAGGGUUACGGGAAGCCAGUGGACUGGUGGGCGAUGGGCAUCAUCCUCUAUGAGUUCCUGGUGGGCUGCGUGCCGUUCUUCGGUGACACACCUGAGGAACUGUUUGGUCAGGUGAUCUCAGAUGAGAUUGUUUGGCCUGAAGAUGAUGAAGCUCUUCCUCUUGACGCUCAGCACCUGAUCUCAUCUCUACUGCAGACCAAUCCACUGCUCAGACUUGGCACAGGUGGAGCAUUUGAGGUGAAACAGCAUCAGUUCUUCUGUGAUUUGGACUGGAGUGGUCUGCUCCGACAGAAAGCUGAGUUCAUUCCAAACCUGGAGUCUGAGGAGGACACAAGCUAUUUCGACACGCGAUCAGAGCGAUAUCAUCACAUUCACUCGUACGAUGAAGACGACACAAAUGAUGAUGAGCCGGUGGAGAUUCACCGUUUCUCGUCCUGUUCUCCACGAUUCAGCAAGGUGUACAGUAGCAUGGAGCAUCUGUCCCAACUGGAACACAAACCUGUGGUGACCCGCAGAGAGCCUAAAGGUCACAGACAAGAUCGAUCGAAGAGAGAGAGUCUUGGCAGCCUGACGCUCCGAGACAAGACCUGGAGAACCGGAUCUCCUGAGAUGAAGCGUUUGUCAUGUUCGGAGUCGUCGUUUACUGAAUCAGACUCCAGUCCUCCUGGUGUAUGCCGUCGUUUCUCUGCGCUCUUGGACACGCACCACUUCGCUUCUCCACUAGAGGGUGACAGUGACACGCACACACGGCAGCCGCCAAUCAAAGUCAGGGGCUCAUCACUAGAGGGCGCCAUUAUCGCCCGUGCAUCCGGAUCCGUGGAGUCCAGUUCAACUCUAAUAGUGGGACAUACUGGAGAUAAGCUUCUGCGGCCGGCGGAUGCUGCCAUGGCGACAGCGCCCCUACACAUGCCAGACUCAUUUGGACCUCGAGUCGGAACUGACCUCGUUUUACGAAGAGCUCGUCAUCAUCAGCUCCCGACGGACAGUGAGAAACGAACUGCCAUUCACUCUGGAACCAAGGUCAUAAAGUCCGCCUCCGCUACGGCCCUGUCUAUCAUUAUACCUGCAGUCGAGCAGCAUGGUACGUCUCCAUUGGCCAGUCCCAUGUCUCCUCGUUCCAUCUCGUCCAAUCCCUCGUCUCGUGACUCGUCUCCAAGCCGUGACUACUCACCUAUGGUUAAUGUUCUGAGAUCGCCAAUCACCAUUCAACGCUCGGGGAAGAAGUAUGGCUUUACACUGCGCGCCAUCAGAGUCUACAUGGGUGACAGCAAUGUGUACAGCGUACACCACAUGGUCUGGCAUGUGGAGUGUGGUGGACCGGCCCAGGAGGCGGGUCUUUGUGCCGGUGACCUCAUCACCCAUGUGAAUGGAGAAUCUGUGCAUGGAUUGGUCCACACAGAGGUGGUGGAGCUCAUUCUGAAGAGUGGCAGUAAAGUAACAGUGACAACAACUCCAUUUGAGAACACGUCUAUAAAGAUAGGACCGGCCCGAAAACUCAGCUACAAAGCCAAGAUGGCCAGACGCAACAAGAAGUCAAUCGCUAAAGAUGGACAGGAGUGUAAGAAGCGAAGCUCUCUUUUUCGUAAAAUCACCAAGCAGUCAAACCUUCUUCACACCAGUCGUAGUCUGUCGUCUCUGAAUCGUUCAUUGUCAUCUGGAGACAGUCUGCCUGGAUCACCGACCCACAACCUGUCUACCCAUUCGCCUACACAGACGUACCGCUCCCCACCAGACUCCGCCCACCUCGGCAUGUCUUCUCAGAGCAGCUCUCCCGCUUCGAGCACACCAAACUCUCCCGCCACCUCACAGCACAUGAGGCCGAGCUCGCUGUACGGUCUCUCUCCUAAACUCCACCGCCAGUACCGCUCUGCUCGCUGCAAAUCCGCCGGGAACAUUCCUCUCUCCCCAUUGGCUCACACACCAUCCCCCACCUCCUCUUCCCCACCUCCCAUUGCUGGACACAUUUUCGGCAGCUCCAACACCACCCAGGCAUUCCCCGCCAAGCUCCAUGCCUCUCCUCCAAUCACACGGCCCAGGCCCAAGAGUGCAGAACCGCCCCGUUCCCCUCUCUUCCAGCGGGUUCAGUCUGCCGAGAAGCUUGGCCCGCCCCCUCCACCAUCAUUCCUUUCGUCCUCGUCUUCUGUGUGCUCAGACAGGAAGGGAGGGCUUUGCGUAUCCAUGAGGAAGCACGGUUUGGAGGUUGUGCAUGCAGAAUACCGCCGGGACUCGUUCCACUGCGAGCAUGCCCUCCAAAGCCUGUUGGAGAUUGAAGGAGAGAACACACUCGGGGUGCCGCCCUCUCCACCUGACCAGACACCCACUCACAUGCUCUGUCCGGCAAGGCAACUAGUGAAGCAGGACUCAAUGGUGGGUCGAGACUCUGGGGCCAAAGGGGAAGUGAGACAACUCAGCUCAAGUGAUGCAGAGAUAAGAACCGUCUCGAGAACUGAACCAACAACAACUACCAAUACUAAGGAUACUAAAGCAACCCGUUUGGAUGAAGCAACCCAAAAAGAGAAGAGUUCAUCCAAGUCCGAGACUAGUCAAGCCUCAUUUGAAGUCAUCUCUGCAAGGAAGGAAGUUGGCAAUGAUGCAGGAAAGAGUGAAUCCCUUAGAGUGGACACAUCCACCAUGGGAUGCGACCCUAAGACCCCAGAAUGGACGUCAGUUGGCCAGCAUUCCGGAGCACAGGAACUCAAACCCCAUAGUCUUCAAACAGAAGGUUCUAUAAGUCUGGAGAAAGGCAAAGAUGCUGGAAAAGGCCCUGCAAAGGAUAAAACCCCUUUAGCCCAGACAACGGUUCCAGAGAAAAGCAAGUCUGGUAGAGGCCUUCUAAAUCCAGAAGUGAGUGUCAAUCGAGAGAGGUCUGGAUUAGGUUCAGUUGUCGCUCCUAAAGCUCCAGCACUUUCAGUCUCAUCAGCAGAACUUGUCCAGUCGAAUCCCAGUGAAGAUAGAGUUAUAUCCCCAUUGGGGUCCACCAGAGGACCUCAAGAGGAGAGGUAUCGCUUGGAGGCGGUGGAGGAGACUCCAGCCUCUCCUUCCCCAACCAUGCGGUCACCUUGUACAAGCAAGUCCCGUGCCGUGUCGCCUGGUGACAGGUCAAGCUUUGUGACGCAGCUUACCAGUGUGGCUAAAACUGUGCUGGGACCCAUGAAGUUGGGUUCUCAGGAUGGUGGAAAGGCCAAGGACAGUGGCUCCAAAGCCAACGAGGACAAACGAGCGGCUACAUUGGGAAAAUCUGAAGCCUCAUCUGGGAGUCGCCGAGGGUUUACAGGAACUUGGCCUGGCCCUGGAUCCUCGAAGUCGGAAAAGGCAUCAAAGAGCUCUUCCAAGCAUUUGUAAUGUUUUGAGUGGGUAUUCUGAACUUGGGAUGGGACGCAUCCCCAGAGUUUGUCCAAAAAACUGUUUGAAAGACAGUUUUAGCCAUCAAACCAAUGGAAACAACACUUCAAGAAAAUUCAAGAAAAGAUCUUAUACAAAACAAGGUGCUUCAAAAUGACCAUUGUCAAAUAUGUUUGUUUGUGCAUAUAGCGUAUCAACGUAUGCACCUUCAUAUGUGGAUGUAGAACAAACCAAUAUGUCUCUCUAGAUGCAUGUUACAUGUAUAUCGUGAAUAGACAAGUCAAAAAAAUCUGAUAUGAAUAAAAGACCUAAUGCUAGUGAAAACUGCACAUCUAAUCAUUCCCGCCCGGUCUGUAGGAGGCGUGAACUGUCAGUCAUCACCAUAUCAACCAAUCAGUUUGUCAAAUGUAGAAAUGAGAGGUAGUUCAAGUGUUUACUUAGUGACCAACACAGUAGAUCUUCACAAUCUCAGUACAGUACCUCAACAAUACUGUUAAACUGCCGACAGUAGCACUAACCUCAUACUAGAGGCAACUGAACUAGAGAAAACAGAAAGGUUAACCAGAGGUUUGGGAGUAUUAUACGUUUUUUGCUCAAAAUAGAAAUUGAGUGUUGCACAAGGACAGAGUUGUAUUGAAGUGCUCGUUACUGCUGUCUUAAUUACAUUUGCACUGGAAACACCUCAAAAAAUCUCCUGGAAAGAAGAAAGAUAGAUAUAAUUAAAAUUAGCCUCUCUGAGACCAUUUUUAAGAGAAAAAACCUUAAUGGCAGCAUUGUGAUUUAAUGAGAUUGAAAUUAGUAGAUAAACUCGAUGAAGAAAUGGGUCACAGUGACAUCAAGUUGAGAGAAUACUAUGGCUAUGUUCAGAAUGGAAUAAUAGCAUACAGCUUACUGCACACUGGGCUAUUUAAAAAUAGUAUGCAAAAUAGUAUGCAAUGCUACUAUUUCAAAAAGUAGUAUGCAACAGUACAUUGUUUUCAAAUGACCGUAAUGUUAAAUUUAGUGAGUGGCAUCCAGUUAACAUGCUUAAAACGGUUAAUUUGCUAUUUUAAUCCAAUUUUGUGUAAAUAUUUUUUAACUUUUGUCAAUCACGAUUGAUCAUUAGUUCCUGUUCAUCUGGGUGUUUCAUGCAUUAGGGAAAUUAGCAUACUAUGCAAAUAUACUAUAUACUACAGAAAUAGUAAGGGGCCGUUUACAAAGAACAAAGAACGUUUUUGUGUCUGUCUGCACUGUUUUUCCAAUGUUUUUCUAUGUAAACAUGCUCUAGACAGAUGUCGUUGUUCAUUGCGCGGUGUCUUGUUCAUCAACUUUUAAAAAUGCAUCUUGAGACUUAUGCGUUCUGUUCUCUGUUCUCAUUGUGCUGCAUCUAGCUAUUUUAGCGCAAAAACAUGUUUGGUCUUAACGAUGACCCCUAAGAGUAGCAUGAGAGUAUACUAUUCUGAACAUAGCCUAUGGGCCAGUAAAUGCACUGUGGAUUAUAGACUUGAAUUCUCAUAAAUCUGAUGAAGUUUAAAUUGUUCUUUAGUAAAUAUGCAGAAGAGUUUGUGAAGUGUACAUGGUGAGUAGAUGUGUUUAAUUUAAAUCAUUCAGGGCUUUUAAUUCACUUUUACUACAUAUUGAUCUUUAUGUCCAACUUUUAUAUCAAUUUAUAACGUAAUGAGUUAACGCGUAAAUGUCUAGUGGUUUGCAAGAGAUAGCUUCAGGAUGCAUGGAAAUAUAUGUUUACAUGUAGUCAUUUACGUUUGUGUGAAAAUCCUUUGGAGACUUUCUGUGUAGCGAAUCUAGUAAUGUCUUAGGAGUUUUUGGUGCCAUGUUAAUGCAUCGAUUUACCCAAACAUUAAAGGUGCUGUAAGCAAUUUUUUCAUGGAAAGGUAUGCAACAGUUUUCAAUCAUUUUGCACGUUCUCGUAGUAUUGUUGUUGCAGUGAAUUAUUGAGGCUUAAUGCCAUUUUUAUGCCAUGUUGUUCAUAACAGUUGCCAGGUGAGGGCGCUAUUUUGCUGCUGUUGUUUUUAACAACCGUUUCUGCUUGUGUCGGUCUCAGUAAAGCUCUUUUGGUAUCUUUGGAGUGCAGGUUUUGGGAAAAGGGGGCAUGGCUAAUUCAGCAUCUCAGCUUUACAUCUUAUGGAAAUUCUAGAACAGCUAAAAUCACUUACAGCACCUUUAAGAUUAAAGAAAGACAUACAGUGCACCAUGGUAUUUCCCUGAACCUCUAUGUAAAUACCAUGGUACUUGAAUUUGGUAAUCAUUCAGUACCAUAGUAUAUAAGAGUAUCAUGGUAUUACCAUCUAAUACCAUCAUUGUACUGCGAUAACACCACGGUACUGUUUUAUAAGGGCAAUAUCAUCUUUGAUAUGUGUAUAAUAUUUGGGUAGGGUGUAAAUGCUUAUGUUUUCAGGUUGAUUUGGCUGUAAAGUGUGUGUUCUGUAGUGUGUGUAUGUUUAGGAUAGAAAGUGUCAGUUGUUCGUCCGUGUGUUUUCAGAUUGUGUAGGCCCAGUGUUUGCCUGAAACACAGUUACUCGUGCGAUGAGUUCAAGCAAUGUUACAGAAUGCACUUUAUUGAUUUAUCUCUGUAUAUUGAUUUAUUUGAUUUAUUUGAAUGAUUUUUGCCUUGUUUGGCUAUUAAAAUGGGAAGUAGUAUGUUGCUUUCCAAAACUGUUACGCUGCUCUGCAUAAAUCUUCCUCAAACUGUUUUACCUGUGAAGUUUUGUUUUUUAACAUUCACGUCUUAUAUUAUUGUUUAUUUACAGUUUUUAUAUGAUUUCUCACCUCAGGCGAUGUUAUAAACCAAUGCAAUUUAAAAAAUGAAAUAAAGUGCAGUAAAAUAAAAAGCCUGAAAGA